This is a messenger RNA of Closterium sp. NIES-65, 1736 nucleotides long. NCBI's taxonomy places the organism in Eukaryota, Viridiplantae, Streptophyta, Zygnematophyceae, Desmidiales, Closteriaceae. The record is from the annotation of a GenBank genome assembly.
CGCACACAUCCAUACUCGACUUCUACUGCCAACGCUACCCUCAUUCCGCCUCCCCUCAAGGGUGGCUGAAUCGCAUUGGCAACGGUCAGGUUACUCUCAACGGUAUACAAGUCACCGACCCCGCGACCCCGCUCAGCCCAUCGGACUGUCUCUGCUACCACCGCACGCCCUGGCAGGAGCCCCCUGCGCCGUGCCACUUCACCGUUCUCUUCCAGGACUCCCACGUGCUGGUGCUAUCAAAGCCCAGCGGCCUGCAGGUGCUGAGAGGAGCGCCCUUCCAUCAACGCACCCUGCUUUCUCUGCUCGCCCUGCAUGCACGCAACCGACUGGUACCAGUGCCACUGCCGGCAACAGAAGUAGAGGCAGCAGAACUAGCAGAAGGGACAGCAACAGACAGGGUGCCGAGUGCCGCAGAAGGGGUAGCAGCAGCGCGGGGUGCAGAGUCGAAUGGUGCACGCGCAGCAGACAGUGCCUGUGCGAGCCAGCAGAGUGCAGAAGGGACAGCGACAGGGGUAGCAGCAGCAGCAGCAGCAGCAGCAGCAGCAAAGAGUGCAGUAUCCAACGGCAUCAGUGCAAGGGGCAAGGCUAAACUAGCUGCUGACCUUGCAGCUGCCACCACCAGUGCUGAUGCUGCUGCCGAUCCCUCCCACGCUCCCCAUUUCAUCUCCCACACAGUUCUUUCAAUCUGCGGCAUCACCCCUGUAGCCAAGGCUAAUCUGGCUGCUGAAAUUGCUGCUGCCACCAGCGAUGCUGCUGCUCAUCCCUCCCAUCGCUCCCCGUCUCAACCACCCCACAGGGCUCUCGUGCAGGGGGUGGUGGUGCCCGAUGAGCAAACAGUGCAGGUGCCCAUUGGUCGAGUGCGGUACGGCGCGGUGGUAGGAGGACUCUACAUGGCGUCCCCAACAGGUGUGUGCUGCGCUCACCAUGCGUCCACAACCCCAUCUCCACCAUCUCAAUCUUCUUCCCCCCACCCCACCCCAUCUCCAUCCCAUCCCCACCCGCUUCCCAACCCCAUCCACACCACACCCCAUUUCCAACCCAGGCCCAACCCAUUGCCAACCCAUCCCCACCCGUACCCACCUGUCCCCUCUCCAGUUUCAAUCGCCUCAACGUGCAUGUCUCUAUCCCUGACAACACAUGUACAAGCACAAUCACAUGUGCGCCAGAUUGUCUUUAGACGCAUCCCUCCAUCCCACUACACUCCGUCCCAGCAAGCCAGCAGUGAGUGUGCUGCGUGUGCUGCAUCGGCACAUGCACACCAACCAGACCUUGCUCGAGGUGCGCAUAUUCUCUGGUGCGCAUAUUCUCUGGUCGCGCACAUCAAAUCCGCAUUCACUGUGCUGCCGCUGGUCAUCCCCUCGUUGGUGAGUGACCCUCUCUACGUCUCUGGGGGAAUUACAGCCCCUGUGACGGGCUCGCUUCCUCAGCAGCACAGCCCCAACAGCCCCCAUCACACACCCGUUCUGAGUCGACUCAAAGGUCUUCCUCUUCUCCCUCACUCCUUCCAGGUGACCCUCUCUACGUCUCUGGAGGCAUUCCAGCCCCUGCCGGGAGAUACAGGCUAUUGGCUGCACUCCUUCCGAUGCCUCUUCCACCAUCCCACAUCUAACCAGGUAAUUCGAGUGGUAGCGCCUCCCCCCCCUGCCCUGCGCAUGCCACACGAGACAGUUGCCUCCUUUCUGUCUGCAUUCCAAGUCAUGCCGCCCGAUGCCAUGAUGGAUUUAUGGCACUGUUAG